UACAGGUCUGUGGUGCGGUCUGUGAGCUCGGAGGUCGAGCGGUGAUAGUGCGCGAGUUAUCAGUGCGGUGCGCUCCUACAUGAGGACUCAUGGCGCCUCGGUUUAUUUACAUUUUGUUGCUUCUCUCCACGACUUCCGCCUUGCAAGGUGAUGACGAGGAUGAGGAAGAGGGUGACAUUCUGGACUCCCAUCCUGGAGUAUCCGGGAGUUCGGACCACCACUCGGUGCCACUCCCCGUGUUCCUGGAGGAACCCACCGACACCUACGUCAUCAAGAACAAACCUGCCGCCCUCUCGUGCCGAGCUGCGCACGCGCUUCAGGUCUACUUCCAGUGUAAUGGCGAGAGACUGGAACGGGUGUCCGGGGAGCUACACCCUCACCUGGAGUUUGUAGAUCCUCAAACCGGUGUGAGGAAUGUGGAGUUGGCCGUCAACAUCACAAGGGACGAUGUGGAGGAGUACUUCGGCAAGGAUAGUUUCAGGUGUGAGUGCGUCGCCUGGUCCUCCAGAGGGCAGAUCAAGAGCCAGCCUGCUAUCGUCGAUGUUGCUUACUUGAAGAAACACUUCGAGGUUCCGCCAUACUCUCAGAGCGUUGAGAUGGACCACCAGGCUGAACUGCGAUGUCACGCGCCUCCCGGGGUCCCACCCCCUCAGAUCUACUGGCUGCGGAACGGUCUGCCCCUGGAGACCGACACCAACGUGAUCGUCAGUAGUGAGGGACACCUGCUUAUCAGUCAGGCGAGGCUGCAGGACACUGCUAACUACACGUGUGUGGCCGAGAACAUAGCGGCUAAGCGCAUCAGCGACCCGGCGCUCCUCACUGUAUAUGUGAACGGCGCCUGGUCGCCGUGGUCCCAGUGGUCAGAGUGCAACGCUCGCUGUGGCCGCGGGAUACAGAAGAGGUCCCGUAUCUGCAACAACCCCCCGCCCCUCAACGGUGGCCAGCAGUGCCCCGGAUCUGCCCUUCAGAAGAUCGAUUGCACCUCUGUCUGCCCAGAAGAGGAGACUAGAUUAUCAGCUGUGGACGGGAGGUGGUCGGCGUGGUCAGGUUGGAGCGCCUGCGGGCCGGACUGCCGCCACCACAAGAGAAGGACCUGCUCCAACCCUCCACCAUCCAACGGUGGCAGCUACUGCCAGGGCAAGGACACGGCCACUGCCAACUGUACUGGACCUCUAUGUGUGGCUGUCCGUUCUGAAGAAGACAUUCAGCUGGCACCGUACAUAGGACUGGCUGUUGCUUGUGUCGUGUUCACUUGUGUGGCAGCGAUAGUCUUUCUCCUGAGGCAGAGGAAGGGCAGAGAUCACCGCAUGUACAACAGGGCCAACUCAGAUUAUCAGCCUGAAUAUCUACCAGAGAAAGACAAUAAAAGCUAUGGUGUGGAGCCGUUUGAACCUGAUCUAACAAGAGGAGCCAUCAUACCUGUCUCGGUCCCCAGCUGCUACGAAUAUCCGUUCUCUGAGAGCGGUGGUGUAGGGACUGCGAGGUACGAGGGUGUCCAGCGCUCCUGUAGUGAACACCAUUACGACGUGCCGGACCUGCGCAGUGCUAAUUCUCACAGCCUUUCCAGUUUCACAGGCUCCUCUGUGUCCUGUGUAGAGGACAGGUCCUGUAGAAGUGCUUUUUCUCUCCAUGGAAGUUCUGACAUAGACUGUGUCGGGAGCAGCUUGAUAACCUCAACUGGAGGGAGGAUAUCGCUGCCGGAGUCCGGUGUGUCUCUGUAUAUUCCGGAAGGAUCCAUGCCUAAAGGAUCCAAGGAACAGAUCUACGUGUCUGUGCUAAGAGAUGACAGACACAGGCCAAAACUUUCAGAUGGCAUGACUCAGCUCAGCCCAGUGGUGUUGUGUGGCCCUGCUUCUGUUGCUCUCAACAAACCUGUGGUGCUCAACAUUCAGCACUGUGCCAGCCUCAAGCAUGGCCAGUGGACUCUCUCCGUCUGGGCGUCAGAGUCACCUCUGGAUGCUCUACCAGUCUGGAAUAAAAUGUUGACCGUUGGUGAGGAAACCAUCAACACGUCAAUUUUCACGCAAGUGGACACGAGUCAGGUGUAUCUCAUGAUGGAGCAGCUCACCAGGGUGGUGAUAGUGGGCGAGCCGAACGUGUGUGUCGGUAGACCUCCCAGUGUCAAGCUGUUGAGACUGGCGGUGUUCACACCACCACUAUCCAUGGCCCGUACCUCACACCACUCCGAUCACAGUGUGCGAGUGUACGCGCUGGAGGACAAUAUGGCUGCACUUGAGGGUGUGGUAAAAGUGGAGAGAAAGCUGGGUGGGUGCCUGGCAGACAAGCCUAAGUCUCUACUAUUUCAAGACGGUGGGGCCAGCCUCAGCAUAUCCCUGGAGGACAUCAGUCCUGGCUGGCGCUGUAAACCCCAUACGGAUUACCAGGAAAUUCCAUUUACUCACGUGUGGAACUCUAAUGUGAACCACCUUCACUGUUCCUUCACUUUGGAGAGAGCGGAGCAAACGGCGACUGGUGUCUCUUUCCGAGUGCUUGCUAGCCAGAAGGGCUGCCAGACCCACCGGCAGAUGUUCAGGAUUCAAGCAGAUUUCUCUGUGGAUUCCUCUUCUUCCUCCUUGCAGGUGGGAAUGCCACCCCUAGCUUGUCGGACAGUGACCAGCAGCAGCGGUUGUGGGUCCAGCAUCACCACUUGUGACAACCCUACCACACCCUUCAGACUAAACCGCACCCUUCGGAGACAAUUAAGUCAAUGCUUGAAUCCACCUAAUGCAAGAAGCAACGAUUGGAGGAUGCUGGCACAGAGACUAAAUGUAGACAGGUACAUAAACUACUUCGCAACGAAGGCAAGUCCCACAGAACAUAUCCUGGACUUGUGGGAGGCCCGGCACCGGGAGCCGACAGCAGUCACUGACCUUGUCAAUAUCCUGAGGGUUAUGGGUCGAAGUGACGCUGCAACUCUCAUUGAGAAGCAGCUAGGGCCCUGGCUCUAGAUCGGCUGGUGUUGUGAUAAGAGAAGGUGCAAAAAAACUGCCAAACUGCAUUUCGUAUUAACAUUCUGUGAUAUUUGACGAAAGAGGACUCAUUCAAUUUGUGGCGCAAUGUGACCAAAGUUGAAGAGACUGAAAAAUGGAAAUUUGUUUAAAUCUCUAUGUUAAAGAAGUUAAAAUUAAAAUGCUUGCUUUCACCACAAGAAAUUAGCAAAUUUAUUCAAACAGUUAGAACUUUUAAUAAGUAUGGAUAUAAAUAUAAAUAAGUGUGUUAAACAUUCACUUUCAGAAAACAAAAGAAUGUAAUACAAUUUAAAGAUGCAAAAUUGGUGUUUUGUAAUAAUCGGAAUCGACUUUUACAAAAAAAAAUCAUCUCUAAAUAUUAAAAAAAUACAGAACACGUUAUGUUUGUAUAUCUUACUGUAAAGCUAAAAAUAACAGAAAUUAAAGUGUGUUUAAUCAAUAUAAGACAUUAUAUAACAAAAUUAAUAAUUUGUAAAAAAUUAUGGCUGUGAACAUAGUUUGCUAAUGCAAUCAUAAUAAUUUUGCCUGGAGCUGAUAUAUUUUACAAAGAAAUAGGUGUUAUUUUUAAUAAUGUUAUACAGCUUUUAGAAAUUUAUACAAAUUCUAGCUUAACAAUUAUUGGUUUAAUAGUUUUCAUUUUUAUGAUUUUCUUUGAUUUAUACAAUUGUUAGUAUUAAGAAAAAAAUAAUUAAUAUAAGUGCUGUUAAGUUGUAUUAAACAAAUUAGGUAAAAUUAGCUGUUAUGUUCUUGAACGAAUUUCUGUCCCUCUUUAGUAAUCUAGAAAGUUGUUACAAUGACACUGUUUUAUUUCUUAAUAAAUUAUAAUUUUUUAUAGUAAGUUUUUGGCUACACAGGGAAGGUGAUUGGAAGAAUAGGCAUUCAUUUGAUCAUGUAUGUACACCAACAUGCAAAAACACAUGUAAAAUACAGUCCACUACAAUAUACAAGCAUAUAAUACUUCGUGUAAUUUUUUAAUCAUUGAUAAUUCUAAUUAACAUUUUACUUAAAAUACUACAUGUUUAUAUGUUAUGGUGGGCUGUAUAAUUUUCAUCAAAACUUUGCCACAGACAAAUGCUGGUCUCAGUGUGGUGUAACAAUAUGUUGGCAUGCAUGAAUAAGAAUUACUUAUGCCAACCAUCUACCCUACAUACCAAAAUUUUAUAAUUCUGAACUGAAGUUUCUAUUGUAUAUUAAGUUUAAAUAAAAAAUAAACCAUCACUUAUCUAGUGUAUACUAUUGCUAAAUAUUUACAUUUUUCAGUCGUACAUAUUAUUAGUUGGAUGUUGUCUUGAAGGUUAUAUAAUUUUUGUUCCUGUUAAAAUUUACAGUAUAACAUAUACGGUACUAUAGGAUUGUUAUUGUAUAGAAGUAUUGAGUUUUAAUAUUGCUGACAAAAUAUAUUUGUUUUGUAGAUUGUGUUGUAUAUAUGUGCAUUAUUGUAGAAAACUGUAGACAGUGGAACGUUGUAGAAAGUGGAGUUUUAUAAUCGUUUAUAUAUUGUAUAUAAAUUUAAAUCUGUCAGUGUAAAUAUAUUAAACGGUAAAUGUUGCCUUUAGUAAUGUAUACUACAAUACAUGAUUUGUACUUGACAUUAUAAUUACUUUAAACAGCA
This is a messenger RNA of Homalodisca vitripennis (glassy-winged sharpshooter), 4581 nucleotides long. RefSeq names its product netrin receptor UNC5C-like. Gene Ontology annotation, molecular function: protein binding; netrin receptor activity. The record is from RefSeq and is a predicted model, not a curated record. The coding region runs from base 90 to 2948 and encodes 952 amino acids. Gene Ontology annotation, biological process: netrin-activated signaling pathway; motor neuron axon guidance. The transcript has 16 exons. Gene Ontology annotation, cellular component: membrane. NCBI's taxonomy places the organism in Eukaryota, Metazoa, Arthropoda, Insecta, Hemiptera, Cicadellidae.